UUUGUCAAUCCAUGUCUGCCGCGCACUGUCGGAUUACUUAUGUUGUUGCACACAAUUCAGGAAGUGGUCCUGGAACACAACUUUUUACUCUUUUAAUUUAAGGUAGAAGUUAAAUGUUUUGUGUAGUCUCCUGACAUUUGACAUAUGACUUUAUAGGAGUUGCUAAAUAUGAAGCUUAAAGAGUUAGAAAGCUGCCUGCAGCAGGUGGACACGUUUGAAGAGCCCAAAAUUCUGCUGGAGCAGUAUCCAACCAGUCCCCAUAUCGCAGCACGUAUGCUUUACACAAUCCACAACACAUUCGGCGACAUUGACGGUAAACUGGUGGCUGAUCUGGGAUGUGGCUGCGGAGUUCUGAGUCUCGGUGCUUCCAUGCUGGACGCGGGUUUGUCCGUGGGCUUUGACAUCGACAGUGACGCGCUGGACAUUUUCAGAAGAAACGCGGAUGAAUUUGAGAUUUCUAAUUUAGACAUGAUCCAGUGUGACUUGUGUUGCUUAAAUGCAGAAGUUUAUGCCAGGAAGUUUGACACCGUAAUAAUGAAUCCACCUUUUGGGACAAAACACAACCAAGGUAUAGACAUGACAUUUCUCAGAGCUGGAUUAACAAUGGCAGAAACAGCCGUAUAUUCGCUUCACAAAACCUCAACACGAGAGCACAUACAGAAAAAGGCUAAAGAUUGGGGAGUGAAGAUGGAAGUCGUUGCAGAACUACGAUAUGAUUUGCCAGCAUCUUACAAGUUUCACAAAAAGAAAUCGGUCGAUAUUCAGGUGGACUUCCUACGUCUUUUCAAGGCUUGAAGCUUUCACUGGAAUGGAUUUAACUCAUCUCUAUUUGUAAUAAAUGUUUUUAGAAAA
Messenger RNA from Oryzias melastigma (Indian medaka), 852 nucleotides. It is a transcript of the gene mettl5, whose product is annotated as methyltransferase like 5. Gene Ontology annotation, molecular function: nucleic acid binding; rRNA (adenine-N6-)-methyltransferase activity. Lineage: Eukaryota; Metazoa; Chordata; Actinopteri; Beloniformes; Adrianichthyidae. The coding region runs from base 169 to 795 and encodes 208 amino acids. The transcript has 7 exons. Gene Ontology annotation, biological process: rRNA methylation. The record is from RefSeq and is a predicted model, not a curated record.